AUGGGUGAAUUCCAAGAUGUUGAUAGAUAUAUAUCUAUCCUCAAAGAGUGCAAACCUUUGAACGAAGCAGAAGUUAAACACUUGUGUGAAAAGGCACGCGAUGUUUUAUUGGAAGAGUCCAAUGUGCAGCCAGUCAAGUGUCCAGUCACCGUCUGUGGUGAUAUUCACGGCCAGUUCCACGACUUGAUGGAACUCUUUAAGAUCGGAGGUAAUUGCCCCGACACCAAUUACCUGUUUAUGGGUGACUAUGUAGAUAGAGGUUUCUACUCGGUUGAAACCGUUACCCUUUUGGUUGCCCUAAAGGUUCGUUAUAAAGAUCGUGUCACCAUUCUCAGAGGUAACCAUGAAUCAAGACAAAUUACUCAAGUAUAUGGUUUCUAUGAUGAAUGUCUAAGAAAAUAUGGUAAUCCAAAUGUUUGGAGAUACUUUACAGAUUUAUUUGAUUAUUUACCUCUAACAGCUUUGAUUGAAAAACAAGUAUUUUGUCUACAUGGAGGUUUAUCACCAUCAAUUGACACUUUGGAUCAUAUUAGAAACUUGGAUAGAUUGCAAGAAGUACCACACGAAGGUGCCAUGUGCGAUUUGUUGUGGUCAGACCCCGAUGACAGAAGUGGAUUUGGGUAUUCGCCACGUGGAGCAGGUUAUACAUUUGGCAAGGACAUUUCCGAGCAGUUCAACCACAACAAUGGUUUGACGCUCGUUGCUCGUGCCCAUCAGCUCGUCAUGGAAGGAUACAACUGGUGUCACGACCAAAACGUCGUCACUAUCUUCUCGGCCCCCAACUAUUGCUACCGUUGCGGUAACCAAGCUGCCAUCAUGGAGAUUGACGAAAAGAUGAAACACACCUUCCUCCAAUUCGAUCCUGCCCCUCGUCGUGGUGAACCACAUGUCACUCGUAGAACUCCAGAUUAUUUCUUAUUCGCUGCUGAGAGUCGGUUGGCUAAUCACUCAAAGUUUUUGUUUCUACUAGAUAGGAAAGAGAAAGAGAAAGAGACAAGUUGGUCAAGUUUUAUUAUUGAUUCAAAACGACGACGACGACGAAUCAAUCAAUUAAAUAUCGACUAUCUUCUUUUAUCAUCAACAUCAUUCAUCAAUAUCAAUAGUCUGACAAGAACAAGAACAAGUAUGGAAAUUGCAUAUAUGAGAGGAUACAAGAGAUCAAUAACAAGUACAAUCAUUUAUUAUGGAUUGUUGGUGAUGACAUUGGGAACUAUAUUGGUAGUCUUUCAUUGGAUGCCAAGAUGGUACUACAAGUUAAAGUUUAGAGACUCGCCACUCAAGGACGCAGCCUAUGUCUACAUCAAAGACAAUGAAAAGAACAGCACAUUGGUCAAGGUGGUACCGCUGUCGGUCGGCAAGACAGGGUUGGCCAUGUCCGGCGACAAAGUGACCAAGAUGAUCAUCCACAAGUUUACCGGCACGCUCACCGAAGACGGUCUCGACCUUCUCGGCGUCGUCCCCUCGUACAACCGCUCGUUUGCACCGAUGGUGCGUGACGUCGACCGUCUCACCGGCCCGCUCUUCCUCACCCUCGCCUCGUGCCACACGCUCGCACACAUUGAGAACCAGGUGAGCGGCGACCCGCUGGAAGAGAAGAUCUUCCAGGCCACCAAGGCCCACCUCGACGACAACCACCCCAACUUUUGCGCCGCCAUCCGUCUCGAGCAAAAGCGCACCAACCUCCACGUGCAGGUCGCCGACCAAGUGUCAUUCCCCGUCUCGACCGACGCGAUCGAGGAGUGCCAAGAGAUUGGCUUGGUCGAGCGUUUCGAGUUCCAGUCGGCCCUCCAACGUAUGAGUGUCAUCAUCCGCGGUGUCGGGCUUGAAGGCAAGGACUUUGCGCUCGUCAAGGGGUCGCCCGAAAAAAUCAAAGAGCUCUCGGUCGCCGACUCGGUGCCCGCCGACUUUGACGCCGUCCUCGACACCUACACCAAGAAGGGGUACCGUGUGUUGGCAUGUGGGUACAAACCAUACAACGCACCCGCCAACCGCACCAAAGAUGAGAUCCGUGACGAGGUAGAGUCAGGUCUCUACUUUUUGGGCUUCAUCGUCAUGGAGAACAAGAUCAAACCCGAGACACCCCCCGCACUCAACGUGCUCAAGGGUGCCGGCAUCCGUUUGAUCAUGGUCACCGGUGACAAUGUUUUAACGGCCGUAUCCGUGUCUCGCGAAUGCGGUCUCGUCGCACAACACAAGAUUGUGUUUGUGAGCGAGGUGACGCGUGAGAAUGGCGUGCCAACGAUCAGCUGGCGCGACGCUACCUGCGAACCCAACGCACUUACUCAUCGUCUCGACCCCGUCUCAUUGACCGUCGACGGCAAGUCCUACGACGAAGAAGAGUUUGUGUUGGCUGUCACUGGUGACGCAUGGCGUAUGCUCUACGAAGACAUGCAAAAGAAUGGUAAAGGUAUCACCUUUACACGUCUCUUGCAAAAGGGAGCCAUCUUUGCCCGUAUGACACCCGACCAAAAACAAAACCUCGUCGAGCAACUCCAAGAAUGCAAACUCUACGUAGGUAUGUGUGGUGACGGUGCCAACGAUUGCGGUGCCCUUAAAGCUGCCCAUGUCGGUAUCUCGCUGUCCAUUGCCGAAGCAUCCAUCGCCGCUCCAUUCACAUCGACCAUCACCAAUGUCACUUGCACACACCAACUUAUCCGUGAAGGUCGUGCAUCGCUCGCCGUCUCAUUCAAGCUCUUCCAGUUUAUCGGUAUGUACUCUCUUAUCCAGUUCAUUUCCGUCAUCCUUCUCUACAUGGAGGGUGGUGUACUCGGCAACUGGAUGUAUCUCUACCAGGAUCUCUGGAUGAUCUUCCCACUCGUCAUCUUUAUGGGUCGUACAGAACCAUGCUCCAAACUCGCCGUCAAGCGUCCCUCUUCGCGUCUCAUCUCCGUUCCCAUCCUCGGCUCGCUCUUUUCCCACGUCAUUGUGUCUGCCGUCUUCCAAACACUCAUUCUCAUCUUUGUUCAACGUGAAAAGUGGUACACUACCCACCCAGUCACUGACAAUAUGGAUGGUAUCAUCACCUACAUUUGCACUAGUCUUUUCAUCUAUGGUAAUUUCCAAUACUUGAUCAUGUGCUUUAUUUUCUCUUGGGGUAAACCUUUCUUGAGAGCUAUCUAUACAAAUAGAUUAUUAUUUGGAUGUUUUUCAUUGACAGUUUCAACUUCAUUUUUAUUACUUUUGUUGCCAACUGCCAAGAUGUGGACAUUUUUACAAUUGUUGGAGGUGCCAAUCGAGUGGCGUGUCAAAAUGUUGAUUCUACUUGCCAUCAACGCAGUCUUGUCGAUUGGUAUUGAAUGGAUCAUCAUCCUAUUAAAGGAAAAGAAAUCACAACUCAAACGUCGUGCCAAACAAGAGGCUAGCAAAGUCAUCAAUGUUAUCCAUCAACACAAUCAUAUAAACUCUAUCCAAUAUGCCUAA
This is a messenger RNA of Cavenderia fasciculata, 3420 nucleotides long. Its product is annotated as P-type ATPase. The transcript is spliced from 9 exons. Gene Ontology annotation, molecular function: ATP binding; P-type transmembrane transporter activity; ATP hydrolysis activity. The coding region runs from base 1 to 3420 and encodes 1139 amino acids. The record is from RefSeq and is a predicted model, not a curated record. Lineage: Eukaryota; Evosea; Eumycetozoa; Acytosteliales; Cavenderiaceae. Gene Ontology annotation, cellular component: membrane.